UCGGAUACGGGUUCGGGAUAUGGUCGUGUGUAUCUGCAGCAUCCCUUUCGAACGAAAGUUACUCAUACAAGUGAAUCUCAACGAUUUUAGUACGCCCGUAGAACUCUUGUUGGUUAGUGACUGUAUUACGUGCUCUCUUCUCAGGGUAGUUAUAAGUGACUCUGAAGGGAUGGAUACGUGCAAAAGCUCAAACUCGUCCUCGUUUCUGAUGUGAUUUCACGAUUCUCGGAAAGAAAAGAUAGAAUUACCUUUAAUGCUCGUUGUGUUGUGGUUAGUAUCUUGUGCGGAAAUACUUCUGGCUACUUUGAAUGCGUCCACUCAUCUUGGAUCAUUAAUCUCCUUUCGGGAAAAAGAAUAAAAUUUUCGGAACAAAUCGAGUGAAUAAAUUGGACGGUUUUCGCUUUCAACGUGAUGACAUGUACGAGUAUAUAUGAAUAUACGGAAUAGAAAGAUACUUGGACUGUGUUGCUGAAUCAAUGUUCGGCAGAGUGAUGUGUAUAUAGUGUAAGUUCGCGCUUAGUUAGUUUUUUCGACCGAGGAACAAUGAAAUUAGCGUGGUUCGAGCAGCAUAGUUGAGUAUUAUUUACGUUCAUCAGUCUCAACGAAAAGCUACAAUGCGAUAAUUACGUUUGUGAUUAAAAAAAUAGAGAAAACCAAAGAAAUAUGAAUAUAAUUGAUAGAAAGUGCCUUUCAAGACUCAUCUAAGAAGAAGCAAUGUUUAAUCCAGUUUAAGGGUAAAACAUCUAAAUUGGAAGAAUUUAUGAUAUUUCGAAAAGUGGAACCCAAAGGAUCAACACUGAAGAUCUCUGUUAAUAUUUAAGGGAAAAUCUCGAUAACUGUAGAGAUCGUCAUAAUCAAUGUGAUUAUAAUUAAAAGGAGUCCUAAAUAAUUUUUACUAGUGCUCAGCUCCAACUCAUAACCCCUCGGAAAGGAAACUCCAAAAAUCCACCUUGAAAUCAACUGGUUCGAUCUCAUGCCCAUUAACUGAAUCUAGCAAUCCAAAACACACAAUUACUGUGAUCUCGUCAAUUAUAAACUUACUCCACAAUGGCCGCAAUGAAAGCCCACCAACGAGCUCCUCGCACUCCAGAUAGCUACUUCAAUGUCUCCGAAUCGGUGACGCUCCUAAACAUCGUGAAAUCCGAUCGCAUUCAAAAUGCAUUUCAGUCAAAUCGAAAGAAUCAUUCCUCAGUUUGGGAGAUGGUUGCCUCCAUCCUGAAUCGGUACAAUGAUAAGAAGCGAACAUCCAAGCAAUGCUGUAAUCGCUAUGAGAAUCUCAAAAAAAUUUACACCCAAUUAAAACGUAAUCCUGAGAAACAUGUUCGUCGCAAUUGGCCCUAUAUGGGUUUGUUCAAAGAAAUCGAGGAUCAACGGGGUGAAAGCUGGGGAACAAAUCAGAAACGAAUCAAAACCGAAUCAUACUAUCAGCGACGAAGAGCAAUGAUGAUGAUGAAUAACAAUACCAUGACCAUUGCGGAUGGUAUGGCCAAAGAACAGAUGAAUGGAGGAGGUGUCCAAUCAAAUCCUCUCGGACCUGCUGCGUUAGCUAUUGAAAACGGGAUAUUUAAUAAUGGUAAUAACAGUAUUACGUUAAUACGGAAAAUGCCAAACUACAUGAAUCCACCAGUAACAUCAGCAAAUAACACACGGAAUAAUAAUAGUGAAGACUGCGAUGAUGAUGAGGAGGAUGACGAUGAUACCAAGGACGAUCACUUCAACUUUAGUGAUAUAGCUAUAAAAAAAGAAUAUCCCGAUUACGAGGAGGAUAACGACAAUUCAUACAUGCAGAACAACUAUAAUGGCCAUCCGGAAAUCUACAUGAACGGCCACAAUGAUUCCGAACGCAAUAUCCUGCAUCCUGAUGUUAUAGUUGACACCGAUCACGUAACAGAUUCAUCGAGUAUUUCGAUGCGAACUAAGCGAAAAUUGUCUACCUCAACAGAUGCCGAGAGCACAAACUAUGAACUCAUUGAAUAUUUGAAGAAACGUGAAAAACGGGAUGAAGAAAUGUUCAAACGUAUGGAAGAACGCGAGGAGAGAUUAAUACGCUUGCUAGAACGUACAGUUGUUGCCAUAGAACACAUAGCUAGUCAGAAUAGUACAUAGUAUUGCUUUUUCUAUGUUUAAGUUUCACAGAAAUGUAUUCUCUUUUUGUUUCAUAAUCAUCCAUAAAACCAGUAGCCAUGCUCAUUCAUAUUUUCAUUUUUAAACCAUGUAAAUUUCACAGACAGACACACAUACUAUCGUUAAAACAAAAACAUGUAUUUAUGAGAUUUCUAGUAUUUAGAAAUUAUUUUUAUAGAAUAGAAAUAUUGGAUACAACCACAAUAUAUAUUCCUUAUGAGGAAUGAAACUGACAAAAUUAAAUAUAUUUCAAUCAUAAGCAAAAUGAAAGUUAUAACAAUAACCACAAGAAAAGUUGAUAGUCUGCUCAAGCGGCCAAAUAUUAUUACUAAAAAGCAAUUUAAUAAGUUAAGAGGAAUUAAGAUAUUUAAUUUAAAUUUAUUUCAUUUCAUCUAAUUUCUGUGUUCUCAAAAUAUGUUUAUGUUUACACUUUGACUACACUAGAUAUAUAUAAAUGUAGGUUUUAUAUAACUUACCCCAUGACGUUCUAGAAUUAAUUAUUAUUUUUAAGGUGAUCAAGAACCUAGUGCCAUUUUUGUACCAAAUUUUUUGCCAGAAUAAACAAAUUAAUUUAUAUUAUAGGAGCAUAUGAACCGAAAAGCAACAAUGCAGUUAUGUUUUUUAAUAAAAUGUUUUGUU
This is a messenger RNA of Hermetia illucens (black soldier fly), 2763 nucleotides long. It is a transcript of the gene meso18E, whose product is annotated as probable serine/threonine-protein kinase DDB_G0288147. Lineage: Eukaryota; Metazoa; Arthropoda; Insecta; Diptera; Stratiomyidae. The record is from RefSeq and is a predicted model, not a curated record. The transcript is spliced from 4 exons. Bases 1048 to 2106 code for a protein of 352 amino acids.